Colletotrichum lupini is the source of this 1308-nucleotide messenger RNA. Its product is annotated as WW domain-containing protein. The record is from RefSeq and is a predicted model, not a curated record. The coding region runs from base 1 to 1308 and encodes 435 amino acids. The transcript is spliced from 3 exons. Gene Ontology annotation, molecular function: protein binding. NCBI's taxonomy places the organism in Eukaryota, Fungi, Ascomycota, Sordariomycetes, Glomerellales, Glomerellaceae.
AUGUCGCUCUUUGGCAACUUUGACGUCGCCAAGCUGGCAUCACAGCUGGGCAACUUCAAGAUCCCCGACGACCCAGAGAUCAUCAACCAAGGCCACCAGGACUACGGGUACAGCAACUACGGUUCCCACAGCCAAGGCUACGAUAGCAGACCACCCGCGGGAUACGCCGGUGGUCCGCAGAAUGGCGCCGAGGAGUACAAGCGCGAGCACCCCGCCGCCUUCGGCUCCAGUGACCCCACGCGCUCCGCCUACUCCGACCCCGUCUCCGAGGGAAGUGCCAUGUCGUCCGUCGCCGCUGGCGUAGCUGCCAGCGCCGCCGCGGGUGCUUACGGUACCGCGCCGCAGUAUCCCACUCCACAUCCCGGUAGGUAUGGUGAUUCCACAUCAUCUAGCCCAUAUCCUCAGCAGCAGCAACAACAGCAAAGCUUUGGACGACCUCCUUCACCGGGCUAUGGAAGGCCCCCUUCUCCUGGUUACGGCAGGCCCCCUUCACCUGGCUACGGAAGACCGCCUUCGCCGCGACUGCCAGAGGGAUGGGUCAAGCGGUUUGAUGACAACAGCAGAAGAUGGUACUACGUCAAUCAAGCAACUGGCUCUUCUCAGUGGGAGGCUCCUCCGCCACCGUCGGCCAUGUCUCCCCCGCCAAUGUCGCCGCCAGGCCAUGGAGUGUAUGGGGAAUCAUCUCGAUAUGGCGGACACUCGCCACAGCCGGGAUACUCGCCUCAACCUGGCUAUGGAGGACAUUCACCACAGCCCGGACACGGAGGCCCACCGCCUCAGCCGGGAUAUGGCGGACCCUCUCCACAACCUGGGUACGGAGGCCAUUCUCCACAGCCCGGAUACGGAGCCUAUGCGGGCGGUGCCGCUGCGGCAGCUGCGGGAGCCGGGGCUGGGUACUAUGCAGGACAGCAAUACGGACAGAGCCAGCCCCAUGGGGGGUACGAGCAGCCUCAACAGUACGGCCAACAGCCACCACAGCAGUACGGCCAGCCCUACGGACAGCAGCCUCAACAGCAGUAUGGACAGCAGUAUGAACAGGGAUACGGCAGCGAAGAGAAGAAGAAAAAGAAGAAGAGCGGGAACAGCAACAUGUUCCUCGGCGUGGCGGGUGGCCUCGCGGUGGGUGCGCUAGGAGGCGCGCUUAUCGCCAAUGUUUUAGAUUCCGAUUCAGACUCUGAUCAUCACGAGCACCACUACGAGCGUCGUUCUUCGUCUGGGUCCUCGGACCAUUAUCGCGGUCGUGAUGAUAGCGAUCGGGGGUCUGAUAGGGGGGAUUAUGAGGAGGGCGGCGACUACUAUGAUGAUUAG